Molecule: messenger RNA, 861 nt
Organism: Geosmithia morbida
Lineage: Eukaryota; Fungi; Ascomycota; Sordariomycetes; Hypocreales; Bionectriaceae
Exons: 2
Coding region: 1-861 (286 amino acids)
Source: RefSeq, a predicted model, not a curated record
AUGCCCACCACCGACAACAUCCAGCCUGCCCCUCCACCAUGGAAGCUCAAGGCCACCACCAUCUACAGCUUGGCCUUUUGGACCACCAAGGAGCAGGUUGACCAGGCCACGGCCGCGGGCCUCACGUACUCGGCCCUGGAGGCCCAGUCGUCCUUUGCCGAUUCCAGAGACGGCAAGCACCUUGGCGGCGUCAGUGUCAUCCAGAUCAUACGGUACUCCGAGACGCCCGUGGGGCCGUACGACGAGCUCGUCCUGAUACCCGGCUUCCACGAGUACACGGUCGAAGAGGCCGGGGGCAGGCGUGCCACCAAGAAGAAUGCGCGCAUCACCAGGAUAUACGUCUCGCAAGAGCACACGUGCUGGAACGGGAGGAAGAACUGGAACGUACCCAAGCACCUCGCCUCAUUCGAUUUCAGGGACAACGUUGACGGGUCCACGACCAUCAAGGUCUUCGCCAACGACACAGCUGGCGACGCGACAGAGGCGUCGGCAGAUUCCAAGCCGCUGUUCCAGGGUACUUUCACGUCGUUUCCCUACAUCCCGGCUAUCCCGUCGUCCACCAGCAUGCUCAAGUACGUCGGCCUCGACGCCACCCUCGUACAGCCCCCGCUGCCGGACGGAAAGGGUAGCAGGGGUGAGCUGCCGGGGACGGAUAGGUGGUGUGCCGUGUUUCCGGCAAUGUACUCGCCCCGGACUAGCCUGGGAUGGAUCGACGUCCGUCAGCCGGGCGAGGUCUCGUCAUGCACGCAGGAUAACUUUUGGCCGGGUCUGAAGCCUUGGCAGCUUGCUGUCAAGAUGGAUGAUGCCGAGAUUGAUUUUGGAAUCGGGAUGCAUUGGGACCCGCCCAGGUCCGUCUCGUAA